CUGUUCUAAACAUGUCUCAGCAUGCACAUUAAACCUUCUUGACUUUUUUGUUCUGGAUAGAAUGUUCUGGGAAAUCUCUUAUCUCGGAGAUGACCCCCCUCCCCCCAAUAUUUCAUUACAUCUCUGCCACUGGAGUUUCAGUUAGCUAUCUCAAUGUUCUCAUUGGUCAGAAAAUACAAAUGACUGGCUGUAAUCACAUGAUGAGAUAUGCUGUUUUUCCCCAUGCUGUGUCAAAUGUAGUUCACAGAAAGAAAUUUGAAUUGUAAAUAGCUUAUUAGCUUUAACUAUGUAGUAAUUACAAAGAUUAAUCAAAAGACUAAAAUAUAACCAAUUGAAUUGUCAUCGAGGAUCAAUACGAUUCUGACAUUCAACAUUCGACUUAUUUCAACAUAAGUGGAGGUAUUGGUGUGACAAACAGGUAAAGCUGUGGAUUUGUGAUUUGUCUUCAUUGAACGACGUUUUUUCAAAAGACCCGGGGAAAUUCACUUGGAGAGUCUGUGUGACAGACGAGAAUUUGAAGGAAAGUAGGUGUUAAAAGAAUUUACAAGCUGUACAACAAAUGGCUGUCCAUUAUCCAACUGCGCCGCCAACCUACAGCGAAGUGGUCGAAGAUCCAUCGUCUAGUAUCCAUAUACAGAAUGCCGUUCCAGCCACACAAGUCGAAAUAAGUGUCAAAUGCAAGAAUUUAGCUGACAUGGAUUUGUUUUCCAAAUCUGACCCAGUCGUGGUGCUUUUUGUAAAAUCUGUUGAUGGUAGAGAGUGGAGAGAGUUUGGCCGAACCGAAGUAAUCAUGAACACUUUGAAUCCCGUGUUUGUGAAAAAGUUUAUUAUGAAUUAUUUUUUUGAAGAAAUUCAAGAACUUCGCUUCCACGUUUACGACGUAGAUUCCAAUUCGCCACGUCUAUCUGAUCACGAUUUCAUUGGUCGACUCGAUAUCACGUUGGGCUCAAUAAUAGGAGAACAUGGUGGACGUCUGGAGGCCAAAUUGGAAAAUAAAGAGACAUCGAAAUGUGGUUCUAUCAUUUUAACUGUGGAAGAAGUUAGCGAAUGCAAGGAUGUUGCAACGCUACAUUUCAAAGCAAACAAAUUGGAUAAAAAAGAUUUCCUUGGUAAAUCCGAUCCUUUUCUCGUGUUUUAUCGAUGCAACGAAGAUUCAAGUUUUACGGCUGUGCACAGAACAGAGGUUAUAAAGAAUACUUUGAAUCCAAUGUGGAAACCAUUUAGCGUCCCAGGGCGAGCGUUGUGUAACGGUGAUUACGAUAGAUCAAUUCUUGUCGAAUGUUACGACUGGGAUCGAGACGGAGGACAUGAUUUCAUUGGUCAUUUUUCAACAACACUUCGAGAGAUGAACAAUAGUCAACUACGAGGGAUCACGUGGGAGGUUGUGAAUACUAAGAAACAGAGGAAGAAAAAAAAGUAUAGAAAUUCCGGGACUGUCACACUUCUGCAAUGUAAGGUAGAACAACAGCCGACGUUUUUGGAUUUUAUUCGCGGAGGGACGCAAUUAAGCUUCGUUGUUGCUGUUGAUUUUACUGCAUCCAACGGCGAGCAAAAUAACCCGAACUCUCUUCAUUAUAUCAACCCAUACGAACCAAAUCUUUACGUGAAAGCGCUCUCGGCUGUCGGAAGAAUUUGCGAAGAUUAUGACUCGGAUAAGUAUUUUCCAGCCUUCGGAUUUGGUGCCAGACUCCCUCCACAUUGGCAAGUUUCUCACGAGUUUGCUUUGAACUGGAACCCUGAGAACCCCUAUUGUAGUGGAGUGUCCGGUGUUGUCAGCAGUUAUCGAGAUUGUAUACAAAAAGUUAAACUGUAUGGACCAACGAAUUUUGCUCCAGUGAUCAACAGCUGCUCAAGAAUCGCAAGAGAUAGCAUCCGACGUAAUCAUGGAAGCGAGUAUUUUGUUUUGCUUAUUCUGACCGACGGAAUCAUUUCAGAUAUGGCACAAACUAAAGAAGCCAUUGUCAAUGCGGCAUCCCUUCCCAUGUCGAUCAUAAUCGUUGGAAUUGGACCUGCCGAUUUUGAAGCAAUGGAAGUUCUUGACGGAGAUGUUGUACGUCUGUCGUCGAGAGGUCGCGAAGCGGAACGCGACAUUGUUCAAUUCGUUCCUUUCCGGAACUAUCUCAGCAGUCGCUAUGGUGACGUCACAAGUGGUGCAAGACUGGCGUCGGAUGUACUCGAGGAGCUCCCGGGACAAUUCUUGGAAUACAUGAAAAAACACAAAAUUCAGCCUCGACAGCCGUAAUUUUGAACAUAGUCUCAGUCUUUAUAGAAAGAGGGGAAAAACUCCGAAAAGAUUUUAACACAAGAGAACGAGCAUUUGGACACAUUUUCUCUGUGGAUGAUCUGAAAUAAUAGGUUUGAGCUGUGACUAGGUAGGAAAUAAAAUAGUACUUUAAAUAGUCUUUGAAUUCUUCGCUACUCCACAUAUUGUUUUCUGGUAGUCUUUCGUCGCGAAUUCCGUUUUGAUAAUGCUUCUGUAUCGAAUUGUUCGCCAAGUGAAUACAUCUGCAGUAAAAUUAAGUAUGAAGAACAUUCAAAUGUAGAAUUAUAUAUGUACACUAUACAGCUAUGCUGUACAUUUGCAGUAAUAUUAAGUAUGAAGAACAACAUUCAAAUAUAGAAUUAUAUAUGUACACUAUACAGCUAUGCUGUACAUUUACAGUAAUAUUAAGUAUGAAGAACAACAUUCAAAUAUAGAAUUAUAUAUGUACAAAAUACAGCUAUGCUGUACAUUAACUUUAUGAUUAAGUAUGUAGAACAACAUUCAAAUAUAGAAUUAUAUAUGUACACAAUACAGCUAUGCUGUGCAAUGUAAAA
This is a messenger RNA of Xenia sp. Carnegie-2017, 2817 nucleotides long. Its product is annotated as copine-9-like. NCBI's taxonomy places the organism in Eukaryota, Metazoa, Cnidaria, Anthozoa, Malacalcyonacea, Xeniidae. Bases 560 to 2242 code for a protein of 560 amino acids. Gene Ontology annotation, molecular function: calcium-dependent phospholipid binding. Gene Ontology annotation, cellular component: plasma membrane. The transcript has 27 exons. Gene Ontology annotation, biological process: cellular response to calcium ion. The record is from RefSeq and is a predicted model, not a curated record.